Molecule: messenger RNA, 2549 nt
Organism: Gossypium arboreum
Lineage: Eukaryota; Viridiplantae; Streptophyta; Magnoliopsida; Malvales; Malvaceae
Product: cation/H(+) antiporter 4-like
Exons: 3
Coding region: 109-2484 (791 amino acids)
Biological process (GO): regulation of pH; proton transmembrane transport
Cellular component (GO): membrane; endomembrane system
Molecular function (GO): antiporter activity
Source: RefSeq, a predicted model, not a curated record
CUUAAUUUGCGUUCUUAAAAAAAAUCUACAUAUAUAAAGCAUUAAACCUUACCAUCCAAUUCCUUCCCUUCAUUAAUACCAGAAUCUUAGCGAUAGUCAGCGGUAGCCAUGGCCGGAGCAUCGCCUCCACCAUCACCGAUGCCAUUUCUUCUGUACGAGAAUGAAACAUCUGAAUAUUGCAUCGUUUUACCUCCCAAGGUGAAUUCCGCUGGUAUAUGGGAAAAUGAGACUUCCCCGUCGGUGAUUUUCAGUUACUCGUUGCCGCUUUUGGAGUUGCAGGUUGUCUUGACAUUCGUCAUCACUCAUGUAAUUUAUACCAUCUUAAGGCCUCUUGGCAUCACCUUAUUUGCCUCACAAAUGUUUGCCGGCAUUACCAUGAGCCCCAUGGUGAAACUAGAAUCAGUCAGGAGCAUAUUCUUCAAUGAGGAGUUAAGUAUAGAAGUCAUCGACACUGUAGCGGUGUUCGGUUUCACAUUAUUUUUGUUCCUAACGGGAGUGAAAAUGGACAUGAAAUUAGCAUUAAGGACAACAAAGAGAUCCGUAGGGAUCGGCGUCGUAUCCCUUUUAUCUUCCAUCUUGGUCGGUGCAGCUAUUAAUGAAACCUUCAAACAACCUAAUGAAACCGAACAAGUAAAAACCGAACGUCUAAUCGGAACAGUGAUCGAAGCGUUAACAUCGUUUUCCGUCAUCGCUUGCCUACUAGCCGAGCUCAAGAUCUUAAAUACCGAACUCGGACGACUUGCCCUAACAUCCGCUGCCGUAGGCGACUUGAGCACCAUGUUUUUAGUCCACGUAAUGUCGUUGUCACGAAAUUUUACCGCAUCACCAUUGUUGGUUAUAGAACGAGUGGUGAUCAUGUUUUGUUUCAUAACACUCAUUAUCUUCGUGUUUCGUCCAUUGAUGCAUUGGGUAAUUAAAAGAACACCCGAUGGGGGACCGGUCGCGGACGUGUACAUCACAGCCACCAUGAUGGUUGCAUUCGGGUGUGCUGUAUUUACACAUUGGACCGAUCGAUCUCCUUUAAUCGGUGCUUUUCUCUUCGGCCUAGCUGUCCCUGACGGUCCACCGCUAGGGUCGGCAUUGAUAGACAAGUUCGAAUGCUUUAUCAAUGCCUUCUUUCUUUCCAUCUACGUGAUAGCAUCGACACUGAGGGCUAAUUUUGGGAAUAUGUUGUCAGAUCCAUCCACUGUCAAAUUUUUUACCUUUGCUUUCUCCAUGACAUUCCUUGCAAAACUAAUUCCAUGUUGCAUAGGUUCAUUUUUGAACUUUAUGCCUUUUAGGGACUCCUUGGCUUUUGGUCUCAUUAUGAGCAGUAAAGGAAUUGUCCAGUUGUCGCAUUAUUCUACUUUUAGAGAUAAUAAGGUUUUAUCAGAAACAGUUUUUACCGCCAUGGUCAUCGCCAUUUUGGUAAAUGCAACUAUAAUCCCAAUCCUGGUGAGGUUCCUUUAUGACCCAGAUUCAAGAAAAUAUGCAGCAUAUGAGCAACGGAACCUAAUGCACUUAAAACCCGAUGCUGAGCUACGGAUUCUUGCAUGUGUUCACACAUCCUAUAAUGUCCCAGCUAUGAUCAAUUUGCUUGAUCUCACUUGCCCUACGAGAGAGAGUCCCAAUGUUGUUUAUGUCAUUCACUUGAUCGCGCUAAUGGCUCGUAAUUCACCGGUGUUUAUAGCUCACCACAAUCACGAAUUCAGCACCACCUCCACCAGGUCCUUCGAGAACAUCAUUCCGUUCUAUCAGUACGAGGGGAACAGGUGGGGUUUGGUCACGGUUAACGCUUUCACGGUGAUUACACCGCGGAAGCUCAUGCAUGAAGAUAUUUGCACGAUGGCUCUCGACAAGCAAACGUCUUUAAUAAUUCUUCCGUUCCAUAGGAAAUGGUCGAUGGAUGGAUCCCUUGAAGAAGAAAAUAACGUGGUAAGGAACUUGAAUUGCACCGUCUUGGACCAAGCACCGUGCUCAGUCGGGAUCCUAAUCGAUCGUGGCAGGAGGCAGAAACCAAUGAAGCCGUCAUCUCCAUCGUCUUACUCAAUCGGGAUGCUUUUCUUGGGCGGAAAAGACGAUAGGGAGGCUUUAACGCUGGCGAAAAGGAUGGCUCAAGACCCUCGGGUGAAGCUAACCGUGACCCGUCUCAUUGCGUAUCAAGAUUGCAGUAACGUUGUAGACUGGGACACGGUAUUGGAUACCGAGAUGUUGAAAGAUGUUAAGCAAAAUAAUGGAGUACUUGGUAAUUGGUGUGACAUAACGUAUGUAGAAGAAAUGAUGCAUUGCGGAUCGCAGACCAUAAAGCUCGUUAGGUCAAUCGCCAACGAUUAUGAUUUAAUAAUCGUCGGUAGACACUACGGGGUAGAGUCAGUACUAUUGGCGGGUUUAUCGGAAUGGAGUGAAUUCCCUGAGCUAGGGAUUGUCGGAGACCUUUUUGCAUCUACUGAUUUAAAUAGCAAGGUAUCUGUAUUAGUUGUACAACAACAAAUUGUAAAAAUGUAAUAGACAUUGAUUAUCUCGAAUUAACAUUAUUAUUAAUAUAAAAAACGUGGGUUUGAGCGUGUUAA